Messenger RNA from Knipowitschia caucasica, 642 nucleotides. Lineage: Eukaryota; Metazoa; Chordata; Actinopteri; Gobiiformes; Gobiidae. The record is from the annotation of a GenBank genome assembly.
AUGUGGUGUGUGUGCUUUUCUCCGGUGGAAGUUCUUGUGAGCGUGCAAUCUCAGCCCAGACAGCCCCAUGUGAAAUGUGGCACAAGUCCAGCUCGGGCCGUCCUGCCGCAGCUGUCCUCUGGCAUGUCACUGGGCGCGUCACUGGGGCUUGACCACCACUACCGUACCACCAUGGCGGACCAGUACCAAUAUAAUGCCAACGAGGAGAAGAUUCUGAAGGACAGCCACACCAAGGAGAUUGAUUUGAUAAACAGGGAUCCAAAGCUAAUCAAUGAAGACGUUGUGAAGGUGGAGUUCGAGGAUAUCAUCGCUGAGCCUGACGGCACACACAGCCUGGAUGGGGUCUGGAAACUUAGCUACACCACCUUCACCGUCUCCAAGUACUGGUGUUACCGCAUCCUGUCAGCCAUCUUUGGGAUCCCUGUGGCCCUUUUGUGGGGCUUCCUGUUCGCCUGCAUCUCCUUCUGCCACAUCUGGGCUGUGGUUCCGUGCAUCAAGAGCUGCCUGAUUGAGUCUCAGUGUGUCGGCCGAAUCUACUCGCUGUGCAUCCAAACAUUCUGCGACCCAUUUUUUGAGGCCUUGGGGAAGAUUUUCAGCAGUGUGCGUGUGGCGCUGAGAAAGGAGUCUUCAGAAGUUCAGUGA